Cucurbitaria berberidis CBS 394.84 is the source of this 1791-nucleotide messenger RNA. RefSeq lists its product as uncharacterized. Gene Ontology annotation, molecular function: serine-type endopeptidase activity. The record is from RefSeq and is a predicted model, not a curated record. The transcript is spliced from 2 exons. The coding region runs from base 1 to 1791 and encodes 596 amino acids. NCBI's taxonomy places the organism in Eukaryota, Fungi, Ascomycota, Dothideomycetes, Pleosporales, Cucurbitariaceae. Gene Ontology annotation, cellular component: membrane.
AUGUCACUCCUUCGCCCUACGUGUGCUGCACUCGCGCGGCGACUUUGUACCUCGCAACCGUAUAUCGAACAUGCAUCGAGAUCCUCUAUAUUAGCUCUAAUACAAUCGCAUCGAACACCGCGAUCACAAUGCCGCGCCUUCAACACCACCCCGCGCUACCUCGCCAAAGUUAUAGAUCCACCGCAAAACCCUACAAUCCCACAGCAUCCAAAACGCACAGUACGAAUUGGACCGCUUCCAGACGGACGUGUCGAUGACGGAACAAUACAACGUAUAUUCAGUCGAAGACUGUCACCUUCCGAUGGCAACAAUGUGUUGCGAAUACUGCAUCACCGCCGGACAGCCGGCUCGCUGGCCGACUAUGGCGUAGACAACUUGGGGAAGCACUACACACACGUAAACCGCGACCUAGCACUGAAGGGCUUAGAGUGGCUACGAGAGAAAUACCCCAUAGACGAGGCGCGCGCGGCGCAAGAAUGGGCAGAGAAGGAAGCAAAUCGGAUAUCUUACGAGCUGUGGCUGGCAGACCCAGAGACCGAGUCAAAGUACAAAGACCCCGCUCGCGCUUUUAAAGAGCAGAUGGAGAAGGAAGAGCAAGAAAGACAGCAGCAAGAGCUCGACGGCCGGAAAAUCGGUAUCCUGCACGUCGGCAAGUCGCAGUUUGAGCGCAACAUUGAGGAGAAACGACGCGAGCGCUUGGAAGAGAUUACGCGGAUAGCAGAGGAGAAGGAGCAGAAGGAGAGGGAGAUGGAAGAGAAGCUAGAGAGUGGAGAAUGGGUGCGGACGCCUACGGGUACACAGCUCAUGAAGCCGGGCCAGUCUACGUACGUGGAUGUUUUUGGACGGGAGCAGGUUAGUCGAAGGAAAGAGGAGCAGGAGAAAUAUUCAAAAGCAUCUGCUGCCACGGAUGCGAAGACACCAGAAGAACUCUUAGCGCAAACCACUCUGAUCGAACGAAUUUGGCCCAUGUCCACAUUCGUUUUGGCAGUCGUACUGCUGUCAAUCGGCGCCGCACACUACUAUACGCCCCCCGCGCCCGCCUACCGCCUCUAUCCCGACCUCUCGCCCACAACAGCCACCAUAGGCGCUCUCCUCGCGCUCAACUGCGGACUUGCAAUAGCAUGGCGCUUCAUGCCGCUCUGGCCCCUUCUGACGCGCUACUUCAUGCACGUCCCCGGGUACCCGCGCGCCUUCCAGGCCAUCGGGAACGUGUUCAGCCACGUGCAAUACGAGCAUUUGCUCGCCAACAUGAUGAUGCUGUGUCUCGUGGGGCCAGUAGCUCAUGACCUCGUUGGGCGCGGCACGUUCAUCGGAACAUACAUCAGCGCCGGUGCGGUGGGCACGCUCUUUAGUCUGUACUGGGCGAACCUGGGCCGCGGAAACAUCAUGGCGCACUCUGUGGGCGCGAGUGCGGCUAUCUGGGGUGUCGCCGCGCUCUUCUGCCUGCUUACCGACCAGGAGAAACUCAAGAUUCCGUUCUUCAAGGACAAGGAAGUGGCGUUUUGGCCCAAGAUGCUGUUUGUCGCGUUUGUGCUGUGGGAAAUUCAGACUGCGCUCAAGAAGAAGAUGACGACUAUGGACCAUGCGAGUCAUUUUGGUGGCAUGUUUGUGGGUAUCGGCACGGCGGGGUACAUGCGGGCUACGGGGUUCCAUGAGAAGAAGUUGGGGUUGAAGGAGGGCGAUGGCAUGCAGGCGCGGGCUGAUGUUGAUGCGAAGACAGUGGAUGUUGGCGCCAUGGCGAAAGAGGGGGUCAAGGAAGUGAGGGAGAGUCUGACGAGGGGGAAUAAGUAA